AUCUGGCAACCCGGUGAGGGUGUGGAAAGCAGCUGUCGAUGGAGCCUCACUUUUCACGGUACACGUUUGCUGUUGUUCGCGGUAAAAGGGGGCGGUGAAGAGGCCGACCGAACCCCCGUUUUGUUGUUGUUUUUUCUUUUUUUCUAUAUAUAUUUUUUACACAUCCUUCUUCAAGAACCGGCUUUUUCUUUUCUUUUCUUUUUUUUCUUCUAAUCAUGGCUGGUGUCUCAGCCUGGUUUUGGAGUGAGGAUUUCUGGCUUCCUCACAACGUGAGCUGGGCGGAUCUGGCGAAUCCCGCGCCUGGGGUAGAGUACCCAAAAGCCGGACACUUAUUCAAUGCUUUCCCGCUGGCCCUGGGCAUAUUCGCAUUUAGGAUAUUUUUUGAAAGGUUCAUCGCAGGUCCUUGUGCGCACAUCCUCCACAUCCAGGCCGAGGGGAGCCGGCGAGCCCAGCCAAAUGGAGUCCUGGAGAAAGUGUUUACAUCUAUCACAAAGAGUCCAGAUGCACGUCAGAUAGAGGGUUUGUCUAAGCAGCUGGACUGGGAGGUGAGGAAAAUCCAGCGAUGGUUUCGUCUUCGGAGGAAUCAAGACAAACCAAGCACAAGAACCAAGUUUUGUGAGAGCAUGUGGAGGUUUACAUUUUAUCUGGGUAUAUUUACCUAUGGGUUCUGCUUUCUGUGGCAGUCGUCCUGGAUGUGGGACACACGACAGUGCUGGUACAACUACCCCUAUCAGGCCCUCAGUACAGGCUUGUAUCACUACUAUGUGACGGAGCUGGCCUUCUACUGGUCUCUCAUGUUCUCCCAGUUUACAGACAUUAAAAGAAAGGACUUCCUCAUCAUGUUUGUGCAUCACCUGGCCACCGUGAGCCUGAUCAGCUUCUCAUAUGUGAACAACAUGGCACGCGUGGGCAGCCUGGUCAUGUGCGUGCACGACACCUCCGACUUCCUCUUGGAGGCUGCCAAGUUAGCCAAUUAUGCCAAAUACCAGCGCCUGUGCGACUUCCUGUUUGUGGUUUUUGGUGCAGCAUUUAUUGGGACAAGGCUCAUCAUUUACCCUUUAUGGAUCCUAAACAGUACAAUGUUUGAGAGCUGGGAGAUCAUCGGGCCAUACCCCUCGUGGUGGGUCUUCAACAGUUUGCUGCUGGUGCUGCAGGUGCUGCACAUCAUCUGGUCCUACCUCAUAUUACGCAUCGCCUUCAAAGCCCUCAUGAGAGGAAAGGUAUCCAAAGACGUACGUAGUGAUAUCGAAAGCAGCUCAGAGGAAGAGACUGAAAAGACUCCCACCCGCACAGCUUCAGCCAAACGGGAAAACGGCACCAACGGCCAUUUCGGCUCGCAGCCUUGGACCCGGAGAGACGAGAGCUGGUGACACAGCGCAAUUCACAAGCCAUUAACAACGAACUGUUAUUACUGUAGCAUCUUAAUUCCACUCCUCCAUCAGAUACAGUUUGGUCAGGAAAAAUAGAAUGAAGCACUUAUUAUAUUACACAUUCCCUGGUUUGUUUUUGUUUGUUUGUUUUUUUUACACUAAGGUGACAUUUGUGGUAAAUGUUGACCAUGAUGAUGAAGUGCUGAAUCAUGUUUGCUGUAUGGACAUUGAUGCUUCAGGUGUGAAAGAAAAAAAAACAAAAAAACGGAGACAAGACAGCAGUGAGAUUUAAGGUUUCAUCUCUUCGUUUGCAUCAUCUUGUUUCAGAAGUGGAUGUUUUUUUUUUUACUUCACAUUCUUCUUGAAAUCUUCAUGUUUUACUGAAGUCAGGGAGAAAGCCUGUUGACUUUUAUUCUUUCUCCAUGUCUGACAUUCAUUCAUUUAUUUCCCUUUUUGUUUUUCGUUUUUUUUUUUUUUUUUUACUUGUGUGUUGUGAUGCCGCCUGUCCUGUUUUUCAUGACACUUGAUUAUUAUUUUUUUUUUAUCUAGAGAGCAAAUAAGUUUAUUAAAAUAUGACCUGAUCGCUUCACACUGAGAGCUGAUUUGGUACUCCGUGAUGUCACAUGAAAAAAAUAAUUUCUAUUACAGUUUACAGUUAUCAGUGUAAUAAAUGCUAGCUAGGUGUGCCUAAUAAAUCGUCCUCUCAGUGCAAGAAACAACACAAGCAGGAGUCGGUCAGCUUAAUCAUGUUUGGUUCUAUUUUCAUCAGGACUGACGCUUGGAUUGUUCGAGCUACUCCUCACUGCAGAACUAAAAGUCCAGGGGGCGGAGCUUAACCAGAUCCGACGCCUCCUAAACUUUAAUCCCUUAUGAGAUGCCGUACAUCACUGCCCCAGCCUCGUUUGGUUCUGCAGCCAGGACAGCUGGAUUUGUAUGUGCAUUUAGUACAUCCCAUUUCACAAUUGGUUCCUAUUUGCAUUUUAAUAACCUCCACUUUUCUGAAGGUGGUUGCUGUGGAGAAGUUUGUGUAGGAUAAGGAGACCUGGGGUGCACUCAGCGUUCCAGUUCAUCCGAAAACUCUCUAUAGCGUUUAUAGGCCACUCCAGAUCUUGCAAUCCAACCUAUAUCUUCAUGUGAGUCGCAUUGUGAAUCAGGUUUGGGUCUCCUAGUUCAAGUGAAGGGAAAAUGUAAUGGUACUGCAUUCAGAUUGUGUGCUUCCAACACAACAGUUUGAGGAAGAGCCUCAUAUGACUGGAAAAGUCAGGUGUCCCAAUACUUUUAUUUAUAUAGUAUAGAUCAGUAAUGUCACCCCAGUUUGCUUUGGUAACUACUGUAUAAACCAGUACUUGGUACAUAGGCAGGUAUCUGGUAUCACUGCACUCCAUAGCCCCUAGAGUUGACUGUAUUAUACUAAAGGUUAUGGUGUAUUUUUGUUUUUUUAUAAAAGCUAAUUUAAACAAAAUCCUCGCAGUCCUCGUUCACUCCAGUACAAAUGUAAUGAAGCAGACGUUCGGACUCCAAACAUGUCUCAGUUGAUCAACUCCAUUUCCCACUGACUAAGAAUAUGACAUUAAUGUAUGCUAAAUUUUAAAUCUAAAUACAUGCUUCAUAUUUUUGUAUUUUACAAUUUAAGUUAAUUAUUUCAGUGUAAAAUCCAUAAAUAAAUUCAGUGCUGCAGGUUUCAGGCAAACACAAUAAUAAAAUGCACUUGAUGUUGCAUGUCGAUAGAUUGGAUGAUAGACGUGUAUUUGCCCUCAUGUGUGAUUUUGUAUGAAAGAUGUCAUUUAACCAACAAUUCAAUAUUCAAGCUGUGUCUGUGAUACACCUUGAACUUGCACAACUAUACAAGGAUUAAAACAGAUUAGUUGAAA
Molecule: messenger RNA, 3241 nt
Organism: Silurus meridionalis
Lineage: Eukaryota; Metazoa; Chordata; Actinopteri; Siluriformes; Siluridae
Gene: cers5
Product: ceramide synthase 5
Exons: 10
Coding region: 216-1370 (384 amino acids)
Biological process (GO): ceramide biosynthetic process
Cellular component (GO): membrane
Molecular function (GO): sphingosine N-acyltransferase activity; DNA binding
Source: RefSeq, a predicted model, not a curated record